This is a messenger RNA of Vigna radiata var. radiata (mung bean), 3887 nucleotides long. Its product is annotated as transcription factor EMB1444. Bases 1754 to 3730 code for a protein of 658 amino acids. NCBI's taxonomy places the organism in Eukaryota, Viridiplantae, Streptophyta, Magnoliopsida, Fabales, Fabaceae. The transcript is spliced from 12 exons. Gene Ontology annotation, molecular function: DNA-binding transcription factor activity; protein dimerization activity. Gene Ontology annotation, biological process: regulation of DNA-templated transcription. The record is from RefSeq and is a predicted model, not a curated record.
AGAUUGAAUUAUAACGUGACAAAGUAGGAAUUGUUUGAAGAAAUGGGAGGUUGAAGGUGUCACAACUUUAGGGCAAUAAGAUCAUUGUUGAAAAGGACCUUAAGAGGGGUAGCAGGGUACCUUCUGUAGGGUUUCAAAGAAAGGAUUGAAAACUUGAGGGGAAAAUAAGGAAGCAUGUCCUCAAUUUGGCAUCAUGCUGUUGGCCAUCAAUUGACACCACCAUAAAGUGUACUCAUACCCCAAUUGGAUUGUUCCCCAUCAUUCUUUUUCCUCCUUUUCCUUUGCCCUUUCGUGCUUCUUAUCGUUAAAUAUAAACCUCUAAUUAGCCCCUAACCCCUUCAUAGAGUUACUUCCCUUGGGGCCUUUGCCCUCUGUCAACACACGCCAUUUUUUUUCAUUUUAUCUUCACAACAAUGAUAUCAUAAUACUCAUUUUUACUACUUUCUUAAGUAUAUAUAUGCAUAAUUAUGUUCAAAAUACUAUCAAAGACUAAUUCUGUCAUGUUCUGUCAUAUUCUUAAACGUUGUAGUGUGUUUGCAUUGCAGUUUGUUUGUUCAAGUUAGCUCAAGUUUUUAUCUUCACUGUUUUUAUAACUUUUCCAUUUUGCACAUUAGCAUGCACAAAUAAACAACCUUUUUCUUUACAAAAAUGCAUGGUGUGGUUAGUGAUAUGAUAGGAGGGGAUGGUGGAUUGGAUUACGCAAUGGUUACCAUGAUUGCUUGAAUCAACGGUGGAGAUUCCCCGAGUGAAAAAGCUAGAAGGAACAGCGUGCCAACGUGACCCCAAUAUAGAACAAGAGCCUGACUUCUUUUCCACCAUUGACAUUCUUUCACUCUACCUUCUCCACUCUUUACUCAGCAAUUUGAAACUUCUCCAAAACCUCUCUCGCUCACUCUGCAAAGGGUAAAGACUCUGUUCACAAUUGCAUUCCCAGAGAAACUGAACCUUCUUCCUCCACAAGCAAAAGCCUCACAUGUCGUCGGAUAUAAGCUAGAUUAUUAGCCACCCUUUUUCUUUCUUUCUUUUAACUCAAUCUUCUUCACACCCCUUUUGGACUCUAACAAGGUUGUUUGUUAUUCAAUGGCUAGUUGCGAGAUUUUCUGCGUUGAGUCUGGUGUUUCAGUUUUAGCGUUAAGUGUGUUGGUGGGUUUGGUUGUGUUUUGACUGUAGUGAGGGACGGUUGGAAGCUUUGGUUGGUGGGGUGGUGGGAAUUGGCGGGGUGAGUGAUGGGUGCGGAUCGUCUGAUACUGCCAACAGUUGGACCGCCAUUAAAACGGCGAGCGGGGUUGCGGAGGAAGCAGGCUGGAAGAGGUUCCUACAGGGGGAGCUAGGGGAAGGAGGGUGAGUGUGUGGUGUUGGAGGGGUUUUAUUCUUUUUUGGAGGAUUGGAAUUCACGACCCUUUUUCUCGGGGGAGCCUUCGGGGAGUUAAAGUUUCUGACUUGUUAAAGGAGGGGACAACAUGGGUAACAACUUGCACCAAGUACUCAGAAGCCUCUGUUUUAAUACUCACUGGAACUACGCUAUCUUUUGGAAGCUCAAACAUCGUGCUCGAAUUGCGAUGGAAGUGGGAUAAGUGUGGCCUUUGUUGUUGUUUUAUAUAAAGUGUACUGGUAGAUCUUGACAUGGGAGGACGCAUACUAUAACAAUCCUGAUGAUUAUGACUCUUCAGAAAAUAAGCACUGCCAGAAUAUCUUGGAACAGAUUAGUUAUGGGAAAUUUUCGCACAACGCAUUAGGGUUAGCAGUGGCUAAGAUGUCAUAUCAUGCAUAUUCAUUAGGAGAAGGUAUUGUUGGACAGGUUGCUGUUACAGGAAAGCAUAGGUGGAUCUGUGCAGAUAAUCAGGUUGCAGGUUCUGGCUUGUCUUUUGAGUUUGCUGAUGGGUGGCAGUCUCAGUUUUCUGCUGGAAUCAGGACUAUUGCUGUUGUUGCUGUAGCCCCACUUGGUGUUGUUCAGCUAGGUUCUCUCAAUAAAGUGAUUGAAGAUACGGGGUUUGUAGCUCAUAUCAGAAAUCUCUUUCAAAAUUGCUCAAUGGCCCAAUGUCCUAGUCAAAUACAGGGCAGUUUGAAGAGUUCUUUAUCUCAGUUGGAUAUAUCGAAGGAAAAUUUGUCUUCAGAUGUAAUGCCGACUGGCUUUUACAAUCCACAGAAAUCUAUGAAGAGUGAAACAGCAGAUGUUUUAAUGUCCCUUCAAUGUUCUGGGAGGAACUAUGCACUUCAUUCUGCUUGUCAGAAAAUGACUGAUAACGUGGCCAAGCAGGAGGGGCCUGAAUUGUACAGUGAUGAAAGUUCCAUUUUGCUUCAGUCAAUAUCCAAUAUGAUGAAUGUGGAGCAUCAUGAUUUUGAAGAGAUGAAAGCUCUGUAUGGGAGGAAGUGUGAAGAAGGAAGUAGUGGUUGCAAAGAUUUGAGGUUGGAAUCAGAAAACAAUGUCUCGUCAUUUUUAAGUGACUUUAUUACAGAUAAUGAUUUAAUAUGUCCAUCAGAAAAAUUCAGAGUUGAUUCUGCAUGUUUUCCCUCAGCUUUUCUUGAUACAGUUGUUUGUGAAACUGAUAAGUUGCAUUGUGUGGAUAAUAACCAAAAGGGGGUGUUGAAUUUCACCCAACCUUCAGAUGCAAACUCCCAAUAUGUUGAAAAGUCGAAGUUUCAUACUGAGCCUUCUUACAAUGAUAUGUCAAAUGUGUUGAAUUUCCCUGCUGGCUGUGAGCUACAUGAAGCACUUGGACCAUCUUUUCUGAAAGGGAGUAAAAGUUUUGAUUGGGCAGCACAGUUUAAUCAAGAUAUGAAAACUGUUGAAAUGUCAGAUGAGAUUAGCACUAGCCAAUUGACUUCUGAAUCUCGUCCAGAGCAUCUUUUGGAAGCACUGGUGGCCAACAUUUGCCAUAGUAAUAAUGAUGUUAAUAGUGAAUUAUCGUUUUGUACAUCAAUGCAAUCUGCAAUGGCCUCGGGAAAAAAUCAUGAAGCUUCCACUCACAAUGUGUAUGCUAUUAAUUCAGAAGGUUAUUCAAUAGAUCAGUUCUCUCUUGUCAAAGAGGACAAACACCAUUCUUUGAGUUCAUCAUCAGGGAUAUGUGGUGUGAUGUCCUCCAAAGGUGUUUCAUCUACAUUCCCUAGUUCAAGUAGUGGACAACUUGAAAGGUCGUCUGAACCAUCUAAGAAUAGCAAAAAGAGGGCCAGGCCUGGGGAAAGUUGUAGGCCUCGGCCAAGGGACAGGCAAUUAAUCCAAGAUCGUAUUAAGGAGUUGAGAGAGUUGGUGCCAAAUGGAGCAAAGUGCAGUAUUGAUUCCCUGCUGGAGCGAGCCAUAAAGCACAUGCUCUUUCUCCAAAGCAUAACUAAACAUGCUGACAAGCUAACUGACUUUGGUGAUACAAAGUCAAAGCUGCAUCACAUGGAAGCAGACAUUAUUGGAUCCUCUAGUUAUGAGCAGGGCUCAAGCUGGGCAAUGGAGGUAGGGGGUCAUCUGAAAGUUCAUUCAAUAUUAGUGGAGAAUCUUAGCAAGAAUGGACAGAUGCUUGUUGAGAUGCUCUGCGAGGAGUGCAGCCAUUUUCUUGAAAUAGCAGAAGCCAUAAGAAGUUUGGGUCUUACCAUUUUGAAAGGUGGAACUAAAGUUCAUGGUGAAAAGAUAUGGAUAUGCUUUGUUGUCGAGGGUCAAAACAACAGAAAUGUACACAGAUUGGAUAUCUUGUGGCCGCUUGUUCAAAUACUGCAAUCGAAGAGCACGGUGUAUUCACAAUAACUGAUCGGUUCUUGGAAACUUUGUUACCCCUCACUGUGUAACACAUUCUUAAUCUCUGAAUCAAAUGAUUCUCACCUAGUGUGUUAUAAGACAUAGCUUGUGGUGGUGUGGUCUUUUUUCAUGAUUGAAAUGCGUGAUUGUCUUUCUUUAUGUUUCA